Sycon ciliatum is the source of this 4372-nucleotide messenger RNA. RefSeq names its product ATP-dependent RNA helicase DDX42-like. The coding region runs from base 232 to 2649 and encodes 805 amino acids. Gene Ontology annotation, molecular function: RNA binding; RNA helicase activity; ATP binding. NCBI's taxonomy places the organism in Eukaryota, Metazoa, Porifera, Calcarea, Leucosolenida, Sycettidae. The record is from RefSeq and is a predicted model, not a curated record. The transcript is spliced from 21 exons.
AUUUCAUUGCUGUUUGUGUGAAGAAUUCAGUCAAGCAGUCACCCUUUUUGAAAUUGUGGGUUGGGUGCUCACUCAUGGUUUCAUCUAGCCUUCCAUACAGGUGAUUUGAGGUGAAUGUGCUGGCUCUUUCUCUUAGCAUGACGGCGGUCUUCGUUUAGAAGAAGAGAGUGACAAGAUCUGCAAAAAAAUUGGAAUUGUUUGGAGAAACCGGUAAUUUCAAAUUUGUUGAACAUGGCUUCAAAGCCAGUAGGCAAAGGCUUUGGCUUUGGCGGCUUCACCGUGAAGCCGAAGGAGGGCGAGAAGCCGCUACCUUCAAAAGGUGCCAUGCCAGCCCGAGGCAUGAGACCCGGCCUGAUGAAAGCUAGGAUUGGUGGAGCACCACCGACUAAAAAGCCCAAGGUUGUGGAGUCCAGGUACCAUGAUGAAGGUGAAACCGGUAUUCAAAGUCGGCUAAUGAAUGCUGCCAAGGACGGCCGAGGUGGUGGUGGCAGUGAUAGUGAGGAUUCUGAUGAUCCUCUGGAUGCCUUCAUGGCCGGCAUUGAGGUUGACCUUGCCAAGAAGCCGAAGAAAGAGAAGAAGAUAGUUCGUGAUGACCUUGAGGCUGAGGACGACCAUGAGAGCUACUUCAAGUACGUUGAGUCGUUACCGCAGACAGCUGAAGAUGAGGAUGAGGUGCUGGUGGAGUAUGAUGAGGAUGGAAAUCCUAUAGUACCGGAGAAGUCCAAGAUCAUCGAUCCCCUGCCACCUAUCGACCACACCACGAUGCCAUACAAGCCUUUUGAGAAGUUUUUCUUUGAAGAACACGAUGACAUCAGGAGUAUGAAUGUACAAGCUAUCAAUGACUUGCGCAAGGCUCUCGGAGUAAAGGUAUCUGGUGCCUCACCGACCAAGCCAGUGUCAAGCUUCGGUCACUUCAAGUUUGAUGAAUCGCUUAUGAAUGUCAUUCGAAAGUUGGAAUACACGAAGCCGACGCCUAUACAAUGCCAGGCGGUUCCCUCAGCACUGUCUGGUCGGGAUAUCAUCGGCAUUGCUAAAACCGGCUCUGGUAAAACAGCCGCGUUCUUGUGGCCAUUGUUGGUUCAUCUUCUGGAUCAGGACGAGCUUAUAGAAGGUGAAGGUCCUAUUGGUUUGAUCUGUGCUCCAACGCGUGAACUCUGCCAGCAGAUCUAUCACGAAGCCAAGCGUUUUGGCAAAGCGUACAACCUGAAUGUAUGCUGUGUAUAUGGUGGAGGUAGUAAAUGGGAGCAGUCGCAAGCCUUGAAGACAGCACCGGAGAUCCUGGUCUGCACACCGGGUCGUAUGAUUGACAUGAUUAAGAUCAAAGCAACAAAUUUCCACCGGGUGACUUUUCUAGUUAUAGACGAAGCUGACCGCAUGUUUGACAUGGGUUUCGAGCCACAAGUUCGGUCCAUUUGCAAUCACAUCCGCCCUGACCGACAAUGCUUGAUGUUUAGUGCAACAUUCCGUAAGAAAGUGGAGAGAUUGGCGCGAGAUGUUUUGACGGACCCUAUCAGGAUUGUUGUGGGAGACUUGGGAGAGGCGAAUGAAGACAUUACUCAAGUUGUGCGUAUCUUGAAGACAGAGGAUGAUAAAUGGACAUGGCUACAUCAACAUCUGGUGCAGUUUACCUCUACCGGCAGUGUGCUCAUCUUUGUGACACGCAAACUCAAUGCUGAGGAGAUCGCUGGUAAACUAAAGGCAAAGGACUUCCAAGUUGUCCUGCUUCAUGGAGACAUGGGUCAAGCCGAUCGUGACAGUGUCAUUACACAGUUCAAGAAGAGAGAAGUGCCUGUCAUGGUGGCUACUGAUGUUGCAGCACGUGGCCUGGACAUUUCCUCAAUCCGCACCGUUGUCAACUAUGAUGUUGCCCGUGAUAUUGAUACGCACACACAUCGUAUUGGUCGCACCGGUCGUGCAGGUGAGAAAGGCCAUGCGUAUACGCUGAUGACAAGCAAGGACAACACGUUUGCCGGUGAUCUAGUACGCAACCUGGAGCAGGCCAACCAGCCGGUGCAGGAAGAUCUCAUGAAGCUGGCGAUGACUAACUCGUGGUUCCGGAAGUCCCGCUUCAAGCAUGGCAAGGGCGGUGGCGGUUUUGGUGGUGGUGGUGGUGGUGGCGGUCCUAGGGGCAGAGGCCGUAGUCGUGCUGGUCUUGGAGCAGACAGACCAGGACUGGGGACUUCCGACGGUGCUGCGCCGGAAGUUGACACUGAUGAUAUUGAUGAAGAUGACACGCGUAUGCACAAGCUGACAUCCAGUGUAACUGGUACAAUGGCCAGAAUGCAAGCCAUGGCACAGUCCCAGUCUGCUGCUGGAGGUAGAGGUGCUGGUGCUGGUGGCGGUGCUGGUGCUGGUGGUACCGGCCCCGUGGGACCAAUGGGCGCGCGCUCGUUUGGCGCUGGUGGACGGGCGGCUAACAUGCGCACAGCCUUCGCAGCUGGCUACAAUAGAUUUGUUGGCGCGUCCAACAGUGCGUACAGCAGUACAAUGAGCGGCGACAACUCGACCAGCAGCGGUGGUAUCAAUUUUACACCGUCAUCCUCGUCAACACUCUCCUCUGUACCACAGCAAGCACCGUCACAUGCUGCUGCUGCUGCUGCUGCUUCAGAUCAGGCGUCCAAUCGUAAACGCAAGUCGCGCUGGGAGUAGGCAUGUUGUGUUGGUGGUGACUGUGCUCAGUCAGGCCAACCACCAUCACCACAGCCCAGUGUACAGCAUCACCACAGCCCGGUGUACAGCAUCAGCAGUAACAGUAGUGGCAGUAUUACACCCUGUGAACCAGUCUGCUAGCACCUCAUCAUCAUCAGCUGGUGCUGCUGCUGCUGCUGCUAGUGUAUCUACUAAGUACUAUGUAGGCGUGCAGUCAGUAUGGGAGUGGUGAAGUAUCACUGGCUGUGUGUGUGUGUGUGGUCUGAUCCAGUAGUCCUACCCGCUACUCAGUGUUGUUGUCAUGACGGCCGUCUGCAUGCGUCGAUGUUACUUCUGCUCCUCUCUAGUAGCAGUGCUCUUGUACACCACCUGACUUGGAAUAUGGUGCUAGGUUACUCAUCAUGCUUCGUCGGUCACCACCAGCUGGAUUGUAUCACCCACACUGCCGUGAUGUCAUGCAUUGUGUCGUCGGAACUGCCGUGAUGUCAUGCAUUGUGUCAUCGCAACUGCUGUUAUGUUCUGCAUUGUGUCGCCGGAACUGCCUUGAUGUCAUGAAUGGGCAGUGAGACAGGCACAUUGCUUUUGUCGCGGCAGCUGUCCCUUCUUCUCGCAGCAUUGGCUACCGUUGGAUCAUCAGUAGUACGUGGUACAUGCAGUACAGUGCUGUACAUGUAGGUGAUGCACACAGUGCUGCUGCUGCUGCUGCUGCUGCUGCUGGUGGUGGUGGUGGUGGUGGUGGUACUAGCAGUGGAUCUUCCUCUGCCACUGCCAGCAGCGGUAUCAUCGCCCCAUGGUGAAUUGUCUAUUGCUAGUUCAGUUAUCUUCCGCUCAUAUUGAUCGCCGUCGCUAACCACGCCGUGUGUACAUUUGAUCUGCACUGCCUGUUGCCUACUGCCACUGAUGUACCUGUCACAUAUACACGUGUGCAAAACGAUGAUGCACGUCAUCUGCAUGGAGGGAUUUCUUUCCCUGGCCUACAGCACCUAUUGUGUUCAUCCUCGUCUCCUCGCAUUUGUGCAGGGCCUCCAGAUCUCCUGUGCAACUAGCGCACUCUGCUCUUGUGUACUGCUGCUGUUGCACAUAUUCACCGCGGCAGCAGCGUUAGGAUCAACGACAGUACUCCGCGCUGUGUACACUGAGUGAUGACUGGCAUAGAACCAUUGUUUGCAAGUUGAAGUUUCCUAAAAGCAACCGGUUUGCCGUUGUCCUUGUCUUGGUAAUAAACUGCAUUGUAGAUUCGUUUGCCAUUGUCCUUGUAUUGGUAGUUGUAGAUUCUCUACCUGAUGGGUGUAUGUGUCGUGCUCCGUGGAUUGAACUUCUGCUGUUGCUGCUGUUGCUCGUUGCUACUGUCUUAUCUUGUUAUUCAACGUCACCUGUCCCAUAUUGCUGCAUAUUUUACUCUUGUCUACUUUUGUAAGUACAGGAGUACGCGUACAAUCAUACGUGCACAUUUGGCUGAAAAUACGUCUUUCUUUUCUCCGGCAUGCUGACUCAUGACAUAUCUAGAAUGAUUUGUACUCUAUUCAUACUGGCUAGACUAUUCCAAGAGUAUAUACCCCCCUCCCCCCUGCUCUUGAUACUGUGUGUACUGGCUCAUUGAGCAACUACAUAUGAAUAACUCAUGAAUACCUCAUGAAAUUUUUAAUUUUAUCUUGAUGUCACGUGAUUUUUAUUAUCAUACUUUGUGCUUCAAUCUGAUUGAUGAAGUGAAGAAGAUGGUGUU